AUGGGUUUUGGUGCGAAGUGGUGCAGCUGGCUUUGGGGUAUCCUUUCUUCGGCUAGGGCGUCUGUCCUGGUCAAUGGUUCUCCGACCUUUGAGUUUAAUUGCAGUAAAGGGAUGAGGCAAGGUGAUCCCAUUUCACCGUUCCUGUUUGUGGUAGUCAUGGAAGCACUUUCGUGUAUUUUUGACAAAGCAGUGGAGGUGGGAGUUUUUUCGGGGAUUAAGCUUCCGAAUGAUGGUCCGUCGUUGUCUCACUUGUUCUUUGCGGAUGACGCCCUUAUUGUUGGGGAAUGGGGUGAGAUGAACGCUCUGAAUGUAGUGAGAAUUUUAAGGUGCUUCCACGCGUGCUCAGGGCUAAGGAUUAAUCUCAGCAAGUCCAACUUAUAUGGGAUAGUGGCUAAUAGUGAGGAGGUGGAAGAUUUGGCUAAUGUGGUGGGGUGUAAACAAGACACCCUUCUCUUUAAAUACGUUGGGUUGAAGGUUGGGGCGAAUAUGAAUCGAAUAAACAAUUGGAAGCCUGUGUACGAUAUCUUUGAGUCCAGAUUAGCUCUUUGGAAAUCCGCGUUCUUGUCUAUGGGUGGGAGAAUUAAGCUCAUUCGUUCCGUUCUUUAA
Molecule: messenger RNA, 606 nt
Organism: Helianthus annuus (common sunflower)
Lineage: Eukaryota; Viridiplantae; Streptophyta; Magnoliopsida; Asterales; Asteraceae
Exons: 1
Coding region: 1-606 (201 amino acids)
Source: RefSeq, a predicted model, not a curated record